AUGUUUUCUUGUGUUUUCUCUCAAGGUCUGAUGAGGUUCAAAGAUGAAAUCAUGGAAAAAAUAAGAAACCAUCACUCAUCCAAGGACAUCGACAGAGUGUUAAACUCCAAAUCAAACCCAAGAUAUAGAAAAAUCUGCUCCUUUAAUGUCACUGGACCAGAGGAUUAUCUUCAGUUCAGGGCUCUGAAUUUAAACAAAUUAACAGCCGUUAGUCGUCUCAGAGUAGCAAUAAAUGGACUUUUUCCUCAGAGAAGUAAAUGGACGAUGUCAAAAGGUGUUCAGAACUGGACAGAACUUUUGUACUCGUUCAAAGGUGACAGCCAAUCAGGAUGGCGCCUUUGGGUCGAACGGAUUGUAUGGGACCGACUUUCUUCCAAACUGUGA
This is a messenger RNA of Nezara viridula (southern green stink bug), 384 nucleotides long. NCBI's taxonomy places the organism in Eukaryota, Metazoa, Arthropoda, Insecta, Hemiptera, Pentatomidae. The record is from the annotation of a GenBank genome assembly.